GUGCUGGUUCUGCAUAAUUAUGCAUUUUACUAGUGCAUCCCAUGCACUUAGAACAUGCAUGAUCCACAUGUAUAUUUUGUUAGAAAGCAGAGGAUUGACAAAAGUAUAGUGGUGUAAUGAUUGUUAUCAAAUCUUACUUCUAUUCUUUCAAACAGAUAUGUAUUCUAUUUUGAUGAUUUUUUGCAUAAACCUGUUCAAAAAAGGAGAUAUUUCUAUAUUUUAUAAGUUUAUUGCACUGAGCCAUUAAUGGUAAUCGCUUCCUUAUAUGGAGAACACAGCUAGAAAUACGGUUCUAGGGACACCAUUCAAGGAGAAUCCACCAGUUUUAUAGACACCAGCCAAAAGUUUCAUGAUUUUGUACAUAGACAGCCACUUUUCAUUUUUGUUUUCGUUUUUUAAUAUUUCACCCACUUUAUUCUCUUGUAGCAUAUCCUUUUAUUUAAACCAUUUCCUUAUUCCUGCACACACUACCAUUAAGCUUCCCCUCACUUCCACUCUUUGCUUAUGCAAAAUAAGAACCAUGCCAGUCUUCCCUUAUAGCUGCUGCUUCUUCUUCUUCUUCCUUCUAUGUUUAUGUCAUUUCUGCUCUUCCCUUAAGACCUGUCCAGCUUGUGGCCAAAUAGAAAUCCCAUAUCCACUAAGCACAAGCCCCAACUGUGGUGAUCCACACUACCCUCUCCGUUGUGAUUUCUACUCACAGAAACUCUACUUUGAUGCCCUCAAUGGAAGUUCUUAUCGAGUACUGAGAAUCAUGGCUCCAUUUCAGCGCCUGGUGAUUCAACCAUCACCUUGGUUAUCUGCCUCAUGUGUUACUCAAGACAUGCCGGUGAGCGAGGGCAUCUGGUUAAACCAGUCUCUCCCUUUCAACAUCACUUCCUCCAACACAGUUUUCCUACUCAACUGUUCUCCGCGUCUCCUGGUUUCUCCUCUGAAUUGCACUCCUUCUAGUCUUUGUCACCGUUAUUUGGAGAGCUCAGGACAUGUCGAUUCCAAGCGAGCAGCUCAGUGUACAAGCGGUGUUGAUCCUUGUUGCACCUUCAUCGCAGGUGGGAUGCCUUCUGCAUACAAGAUAAGGCUUCACAGUUCAGGUUGCAGAGCGUUUAGAAGCAUCCUUCAUUUGGAUAUAGAGAAGCCAGCAAAUGAAUGGGAAGAAGGAUUGGAAAUUCAAUGGGUUCCUCCACCAGAACCAGUUUGUAAAACGCAAAUAGAUUGCUCUGGAGCUUCCAAAUGUUCACCUACUGGUGUACAAGGGAUUCUUCGCUGCCUAUGCAAUAAGGGAUACCAUUGGGACCAUGUUCAUGGAACUUGCUCUAAAAACAAGGGGAAGACAGCAGCAAGCCUUAGUAUAAAGGUCUCCUCAGGAGUCAUCUCUUUCUUCAUUGUUGCAGCAAUCCUGGCAGCAAUAGGAGUAAGAAGAUCUUCAAGGUAUUCUAACCGCACAAAGCUUACCAAGGCGAGAGAAAACAUGAUCAAGUGCCGUGGAGGGAAAUCUGCCAGGAUUUUCCACUUGAAAGAGAUGAAGAAAGCAACCAAUGGCUUUUCCAAGCACAGGAUUUUGGGGAGUGGUGGUUUUGGGGAAGUCUACAAAGGAGAACUUCAAGAUGGGACUAUCGUGGCCAUCAAGUCAGCUAAAGUAGGGAACUUCAAGAGCACAGAACAAGUACUUAAUGAAGUCGGGAUACUUUCGCAAGUCAAUCACAAGAACUUAGUUAGACUCUUGGGUUGCUGCAUGGAUUCUGAUCAGCCGUUGAUGAUCUAUGAAUACAUACCAAACGGGACUCUUCAUGACCAUUUAAAUGGUAAGUUUUCCACAUUUCUGGAUUGGAAAACCAGGCUCAAAAUUGCUUUACAGACUGCAGAAGCACUGGCAUAUUUACAUUCUUCAGCAUAUACCCCCAUCUACCACAGAGAUGUCAAGUCAAGUAAUAUACUUCUGGAUGGAGACUUUGAUGCAAAAGUAGCAGAUUUUGGACUGUCCCGGUUGGCUAGGCCAGGGCUGAGCCAUGUCUCAACCUGUGCUCAGGGAACAUUGGGAUACUUGGACCCUGAAUACUACCGAAACUACCAGUUGACAGAUAAAAGUGAUGUUUAUAGUUAUGGUGUUGUGCUGCUUGAGCUUCUUACAUCGCAGAAUGCCAUUGACUUCUCACGUGACGAAGAUGAUGUUAAUUUAGCCAUUUUUGUGAGCCAAAGAGCCAAAACUGGUGCUCUAAUGGAGAUUGUGGAUCAGCAUCUGCUAGACAAGGAGGAGGCUUCAAGUGAUAUUCUGGCAAGCGUAAAGCUCUUCUUAGACCUUGCUCUUGCCUGUCUGAGGGAGAAGAAAGAAGACAGGCCUGCCAUGAAGGAUGUUGUUCAACAACUCCAUUACAUAAUUCAAGUUCUCAAUCAGGAAGUGUGUUAGUUAGUUGGGGGAGUAGUAUUCCAUUACAUAAUUCAAGUUCUCAAUCAGGAAGUGUGUUAGUCAAUUGGGAGAUUAGUAUUCAAAACAUGGGAUUAAUUAUAAUUAAUAUACAUAUAUAUAUAUAUAUAUAUAAUAUGAAGGUUGUGACUGUUUAAAAAUGUCUUAAGUGGAUGCAAAAUAAUCUUUGAAUAUUCAUGUUGAAGGAAAUAGUGCCAAUGAGAGGACUCAGAUUUUGAGUAGCCCACAGAAGCUGUAAAAGCGAUUCCAAAGAUGGAUGUUGAGUCGGUGGAAAAACAUAUAGGAAAAGACUAGGAUCAGAUGCUUACUUUGCAAAAAAAUAAAAAAGGCGAAGUUAUCCCAAAGGCAUGGAGUGCUUCCAAGCUUGGGAGUAUUAGAAUCUUCUGA
Messenger RNA from Ziziphus jujuba (common jujube), 2806 nucleotides. Its product is annotated as wall-associated receptor kinase-like 20. Gene Ontology annotation, biological process: protein phosphorylation. The record is from RefSeq and is a predicted model, not a curated record. NCBI's taxonomy places the organism in Eukaryota, Viridiplantae, Streptophyta, Magnoliopsida, Rosales, Rhamnaceae. Gene Ontology annotation, molecular function: polysaccharide binding; ATP binding; protein kinase activity. The coding region runs from base 350 to 2401 and encodes 683 amino acids. The transcript has a single exon.